GCCCCUAACACAAUAUACUACACUAUAAUAAAAUGGCUCUUAAGAGAAUCGCCAAAGAACUCAACGACCUUCAAAAAGACCCACCACAAAACUGCUCUGCAGGACCUGUAAAUGAUGACUUGUUCCACUGGCAAGCAACUAUAAUGGGUCCGGCUGACAGCCCAUACCAAGGAGGAGUUUUCUUCUUAAAUGUACACUUCCCAACUGACUAUCCAUUCAAACCACCAAAAGUACAAUUUGUAACUAAAAUUUACCAUCCGAACAUUAAUUCAAACGGUUCUAUUUGUUUAGAUAUUUUGACUAAAGAAUGGUCACCAGCUCUUACGAUUUCAAAGGUUUUACUUUCAAUUUCUUCUUUAUUGACUGAUGCCAACCCAGACGAUCCUUUAGUGCAAGAUAUUGCUCAACAAUAUAGAACCAAUAGGAAACAAUUCGAGCUGACCGCUGCAGAAUGGACUAGAAAGUUUGCCCAAUAAGCUGAGGAAAUAAACUGCCAUCAUGGCACUUGUACAUUGCUUUGUUAAAUAAUAAAUUUAUAACUAAGAGAGAA
Naegleria gruberi is the source of this 550-nucleotide messenger RNA. RefSeq lists its product as uncharacterized. Gene Ontology annotation, biological process: protein polyubiquitination. The record is from RefSeq and is a predicted model, not a curated record. The coding region runs from base 33 to 476 and encodes 147 amino acids. The transcript is spliced from 2 exons. Gene Ontology annotation, molecular function: ubiquitin conjugating enzyme activity. Lineage: Eukaryota; Heterolobosea; Eutetramitea; Acrasida; Naegleriidae. Gene Ontology annotation, cellular component: nucleus.